AUGCAGCCAGCAAAUACAGAAAUUCGCCACAAGAUCCUCCCUCAUCAUGUGUUUCAACUCCAGUGUAUGCUCGACACAUUCACCGUUUCACGCUCCUGGUCUAUGAGCGCUCUCAGAGGCCAUGUUCUCAUGCCGCCGGCGCAAGGCUUCGCGACUUCAACGGGAUGUCGACCUAUUUCUAGACCGAGACAUGACGAGAUUUGUCGAGCUGAGCUUCGAAGAAAAACGUUCGCACGAACUGCCUUCCGCUCGGCUAUAGAUAUUCACAACCUAUUGGGUGUCAAGGGAAAUCGCUUUUCCAGGGAACCAACGAUCCUAAAUCCCUAUCAACAUGCACAAUGGGAUCCCUAUACCUUCCAUCUUGGGGAUGAUUCGGAUUAG
Molecule: messenger RNA, 381 nt
Organism: Talaromyces stipitatus ATCC 10500
Lineage: Eukaryota; Fungi; Ascomycota; Eurotiomycetes; Eurotiales; Trichocomaceae
Exons: 2
Coding region: 1-381 (126 amino acids)
Source: RefSeq, a predicted model, not a curated record